AUGGCGCUAAAAAAUUUUACUGAAGACGAUAGCAAAACACUCGAAGAACUAUUCUGUACGGCGGAAUUUCUCAGAGGUGUAGAUGGCGAACUUAUCUUUUUAUCAGCGCUAAAUAUUUUUCUUUCCAUCACUGCAUUUCUGGGGAACACUCUGAUCCUAGUUGCCCUACACAAGGAAACAUCACUUCAUACGUCGUCCAAACUGUUGUAUCGUAAUCUAGCGAUAGCUGAUCUCUGUGUUGGUAUCACUGCGGAGCCUUUGGCUGUGGCUUACUGGAUUUCUGUUGUCAACAAAAGAUGGAAUAUUUGCCAUUACACAAUUUUGGCAAUGGGUUUCUUCGCUUCUACUUUGUGUGGAGUGUCUUUAUUAACUUCGACUGCAAUAAGUGUGGACAGACUUCUCGCCUUGUUGCUGGGGCUCAGAUACAGACAAGUUGUAACUUUGAGAAGAACAUGUAUAAUCGCUUUUGGUUUCUGGUUUUUGUCCAUCGUUGUUUCAUCUACUUUGACACUUUGGAAUAUUCUUAUACUUCUUUCGUAUAAUUACAUAGGUAUAGCUUUGUGUUUAGUCACCACAACCUUCGCUUACACAAAAAUUUUCUGUACUCUGCGUCAUAACCAAAUACAUGUUCAGAACCAUUUUGCUCCUCGACAACCUAACCAAGAAAUUCCACUGAACAUAACUCGAUACAGAAAGGCAGUGUACAGUGCACUGUGGGUGCAGGGAACAUUGGUUGUUUGUUAUCUGCCGCUUAACAUCGUGAACACGUACGCUUUGACAACUCAAAGGGGCUUUUCCUUAUCUGUUUACCUUGCAUGGCAUUUUAUGUCUACACUAGUGUUCUUAAACUCGUCAUUAAACCCUUUGCUGUACUGUUGGAAGAUUAGAGAAGUGAGGCAAGCGGUUAAAGAAACAUUAAGGCAAAUAUUCUGUUGUUCGAGUCAGUAGUGUAGUAUGCUUUUCAGCGCUGUAUAAUGUUAAUUAAAAAUUCAUACGAAAAUUGCCGUUUAACUAACUACACUUGGGGAAGUAUUUUGAAAGCUAUUGUCAAAGUUUCUUUUGGGUCGAGGUAAGUCUUGAUUUUGUCCACAUAUGUGUAUUUCUUGUCUGACUUUUGCAUUUACUUGUACUUGAAUUUUUGCUUAGCUCGCGGAUUUGCUUAAUGCCAUUUUAGCAAUAUUCUUCGCUUGCCAUUGUCAGAUGUUUGUUUUUCAUAGGUGGUCGUGAAAAAUAAGGGCUACAAUUAUUCCCUAAUUAUUUCAUCGGAAGUUUCGUCUUUACAAGGAAAAUCCUCUCAUUAUUCAAGGAUAUUGUCUCCAAGUUUUAUUUUCACGUUACCAGCAGUGACUAACAAUACAUUUGAAAUAUGCAAAAAUGCUAGCUAUUGUUGCUCACGAAAAUAUGAAACUUGGAGACAAUACCCUGAAUAAUAAGAGGCUUUCGCUUGUAAACACAAAAUUUCUGACAAAAUAUUAGCGAAUUGUAGCCCUUAUUUUACUGCCUUACAAUAUAUCAAUAACCUUGAAACUAAAAGGUCAUAUAAGAGGAAGGUUAAUCUCAAGUCUCUUAAAUUUUUAAAAAAUCUAUCGAGUGGUUCAAAACUUAUUGGCUUAUUUGCUAAAGCAGACCGAAAUGUUUGCAAAACCGCAAAUCCUUCUUUCUAGCAAUCGGCUGGCUAUCGGCUAUCUCCAUAAGUCUCACACACGUUUUUAAAAAGAUUGAAACUACUAUGAGGUGAAAUUGCAUGUCAAGACGCUUCGUUUUCUAAAGAAAACAGCUGAACAUCAAGAUUGUCCAUUUUUGACCGUUUUCUUUUUUUAACCAUAAAAACUUCAUCCCGACAUAUCUCGAUAACGCUCUUACAGAUGCCGCUAAUAAACUUCACGAACAUCGAGGCAGCUAUUUUUGGGAAAACGUUUUUGUGAACGAUUUUGGAAGAACAGUUCCCAGUGCCGAGAAAUACUGCUGCAAGUGAAAUAGGUAAUGGCGUCAUUUCGUUGCUAUGAGAACUCCGAUGUCAUUGCAACCCUGAUCAUAACAAUUUUCAUCUUUAUCUAAUACAAUUGUGGUGGUAAUUAUUCCAAAUCUCUGUUUAUGGCGAUGUAUGGCGAUGUAUGGCGAUGCUCAAACGUGGGAGGUAUAGACCAUGAAAAACUGUAUUGAGCCACCUUAAAUUUGUCUAGAGGAGGAAUUUUAUGUCGUCAGAAACAGCAAAGUUGAAUUGCAAUUAAUUGCAACGACAACUUUUAUGAGAAUUAAUUUCCAUAAUUUUUUUUCGUCUUGGGUUUGUUUGUAUAAAUUGAGGGAUUUAUACAGAUAAAUUCCUAAUUAAUAGUUAUGAAUUCAAUUCACUAUCCCCGCUCUUCCCUGCUGUGUUAUCAAGCCCUCCCCGGACUUUCAGUUUGUUGAAUAUUCAAGAGGGUUGUACGUUAAAUAAAGGUUGUUGAAUAAAAAAGGAAAAGAAAAGGUGUGAAUCAUAAAAGAACAAAUAUAACAUUGCUGUUUUCUUUUUGUUGAACAUGAUAAUUAUAAAAAAAAGAAGACUAGUCAGUGUAAUCAAAUCACGAUGAAUAAUUUUAAAUUCAAUUCCAUGUCAAAAUUCUAAUAGUUUUUAUGCCAUCUAAACACUGUGCUCUUUCGUGUGUUUAAACUUGAGAGUGCGUCUCUUAUUUCGCUGAUAUCUUCAUUCACGACAUCUCAUCUUGACAUCCCUUAACUUGGACGCCAUCUCGGGCACUUAGAUACACAAAACGCUGCCAUAGCUGAAAUGAAUAAACGCUGAAAUUUUGCGCCAAAUUAAAGAGUAACUUCUUCGCUGAGAAAUUACCACGCGCUUGGUUAAUUAAUUAGUUAAUUUAAAAGAUAGAAUGACACACUUCCACCCAUACAAAAGGAAAUGAUACGUUAAACAGUACAGGCACCUGCAUAUCAUUGCAUCGCAGCCAAAUGGCGCUAAGAAAUAUUACUGAAGACGACAGCAAAACACUCGAAGAACUAUCCUGUUCGGCGGAAUUUCUCAGCGGUGUAGAUGGCGAGCUUAUCUUUGUAUCAGCGCUAAAUAUUUUUCUUUCCAUUACUGCAUUUCUGGGGAACACUCUGAUCCUAGUUGCCCUACACAAGGAAACUUCACUUCAUCCGCCGUCCAAACUCCUGUAUCGUAACCUAGCGAUAACUGAUCUCUGUGUUGGUAUCAUUGUGGAGCCUUUGAAAGUAACUUAUUGGACUUCUGUCGUGAAAGAAAGAUGGGAUAUUUGUUAUCUCGCAACUUUGGCAGCAGGUUUCUCAGGUUAUACUUUGUGUUCAGUGUCUUUACUAACAUCUGCUGCAAUAAGUGUGGACAGACUUCUCGCCUUGUUGCUGGGGCUCAGAUACAGACAAGUUGUAACUUUGAGAAGAACAUGUAUAAUUGUUUUUGGUUUUUGGAUUUUGUCCCUCAUUGGUCCAUCUACUUUUGUUUGGAAUCCUCAUAUACUUCUUUGGUGUCAAUACAUAAUUGCAGCUCUGUGUCUAGUCACGACAAUCUUUGCUUACACAAAAGUCUCCUAUACUCUACGUCAUAAUCAAAUACAUGUUCAGAACCAUGUUGUUCAAGGACAACCGAGCCAAGCAAUUCCCGCACUGAACUUAGCUCGAUACAGAAAGGCGGUGCACAGUGCACUGUGGGUGCAGGGAACAUUGAUUAUUUGUUAUCUGCCGUAUGGUAUAGUAGCAGCUUUGCAACUUCAGAGAGGGAUGACUUUAUCCAUUUACCUUGCCUUGAAUUUCACAGUAAGCAUGGUUUACUUAAACUCAUCAUUAAACCCUUUGUUGUACUGUUGGAAGAUCAGAGAAGUGAGGCAAGCUGUAAAAGAAACAUUAAGGCAAAUGUUCCGUUGUUCGAGUUAGUGUACUAUGCUUUUCCGCUGUAUACUAUCAAAAUUCUGGCGAAAAUUGCCGUUUAACUAUUGUAACUACAUUUAAUACAUUUGUGAAGUAUUUUGAACGUGAUUUUCCCAGUUUCGAGGUUAGUCUUGAUUUUGUCCACAUAAUUAGGUGUUUUUUCUGUUUUGACCUUUUGUUUCUACUUGUACUUGAAUUUUUUCUGAGCUCGCCAAUUUGCUUAAUGCCAUGUUAGGAAUACUCUUCGCUUGCCAUUGUCAAAUGUUAGUUUUUCACAAAUGGUAGUGUUUGAGAUGUUAGUGCUGACCUUGGUUCUUAAGUCCCGUUAAAGUUUCUAUUUCGGUUUUUUCACCAGCGUUUUAGCUUUUCAUUAGGUUGUGACGAUCGCAACCAUGUAGGUUCAGUAAUACCAAAACCUUACCCAUACCGAGUUUAACUUGUUUUUAUUCCCACGGUCAGCUAACCCAAACAUGUCCAGCUUUGGCCAUAAAAACCGUUCCCAUUUGAAUUGCUAGAGAAGAAGAUUGAAGUAGGAGACGAUAUAAGAAGAAUAAAGAUCAAGAUGUAAGAAGUAUACUCUCAGUACCUCAUCGAUUAGCGAGUUGAGUUGCUCGAAGGCACCCCACGAUACUUACUGUAGUUCUUUUUAAUCAACUGUUUUUCCGAAAAAAAAAAAAGACGCCCAGUCUUUUAAAAGUUCGGUUUAAAAGCUAUAUGACGUACAAUUACUCUCUUAGCCGUGGAAAUCAUUGUUAAGUCGUAAAAAAUGAAACCGGGUUGGGGAGACAUUAUUAUACCUCGUCAAACAGCAACGAGAAAAGAGCCUCGAUAGCUAUCCCAAUACUAAAUUCACGUGACACGUAGACCACACGAACAAAACCUACAUCAGUUCUUUAUAGGUGGAAGCUCAGAAUAAGUAACAAAAACGAAAACAAAGAUAUUGAAAACGUAUCCACGUUGCAAGCAAAUAUACUCUUGAAUUCUGAACAUUUAGCGUAUGUUAACAUAAAUAACAGUGCUUAUAUUGGCAGGAGCAUCUACUUUGUCCUGUGGUCUCCUCAUAAUUAAGACCUUCGCACGGUUCUGAAUGAUACACGUAUUUGGGGUACAUAAAAUGGCGAGGGUUACUGUAGGCAGUAGGCAUUGAAUAUUUAAUCUUAGUUUGCAUUUUGCACAAAAUAAGGUGUAGAGAAGAUUCGAGCACUAAUUAGAAGGUGUCUGUUUCAGUUUCACCAAAACGUUUACCCACGUGAAAGCAAAUUGAUCCACACGACCACAUAAUAUUUUGCAAAAAAGUUCCACAAUCGCACUAUGUAUAUUAUAUAUUUUACAGCUGGUCUCUUUGCGGAAGGCAGUCAAAGCUGGCAGCGCACGAUUAAUAGCAAUAUGAUGUUGAAAUAGCAGAUAAUAAUUAGUUUCACGACAAUUUCAGAGGUAUAGAUCGUCCAAAUUUACGUUAACUAAACGAGAUGUCAUUAUGAGGUUUUCGUGCGUUUUGCCUCUCAUAACAGACCCCAAAAACUUAAUUCCUUUCCAGCCAUCUGACCACAAGUAAGUUAAUAACACAAAUAUAUUACGUUCUGCUAGGAAGAUAGCGAUGGCUCAAGCUUGUUAACAGCUUGUGUUACUGGAAAGUUUAUGCCACAUUACUGCACAAUGUUUGAAGAAAUACAUCAAGGUUGAACUGCACCGACAACAUUUUAAGACAUGAAAAAUCAUUAAAUUCGGCCGUCUAUGAGCAAGCCUCACCUGGCGCAUUAUAGCAAGCUAGUAUUUCUUAAAAGUAUUAUUUGUCUGAAGACCUGAAAAAUUAUUAAAAUCGUCAGCGAGCUAUAGUUUAAGCUCGUGACACUGAAUUUGGUCUUCUUGGGCCUCAGUUAGGAAAACUUAGCCUGUGCCAGGCUCUCAAAUAGCAGAGACGUCACAAAAAAACAUAACUACGCGAAAACAAAGCAAAACCAAGACCCCCUGGGAAAGUGUGCUCUCUCCCCAGUCCCCGUGUGUUUUGCCAUUCACGACCGCUGUGCAACACUAUCUUGGAGCCUGGAACAGGCUAAGAAAAAGUACACGAUAGCCCACUUUCGAUAUAUUAAAAUUCUAACGUGACUCCGAGACUUUAGGAUCAAAAUUGCAAAUUUUUCACGUCUCUGUUCUCUCACAAUUCCCAUAAGAGACUUGAGCACAUAGAAAACCAAACCAAAAAUAGAAAAAUGACCAGAAAGCCUCAGAAUCUAACAGAGUACAAAGAGAGAGAGAGAGAGAAAAUUUCCGGUUUUCGCAUAUAAAUGGUAAGUACCCCAGGUCCACCAUAUUCAAUAAUUUUAAAUUGCUGAGUGUAUGUUCAAUACAAAUUGUCAUUUGCAUAUUUCUUAACAAAAGUCUUGUAGAAAACUCUAGCAAGGAUUAGAAGGCUUUUGUCAUAAUUAAAUUGAAUCCUUGGAUUCGUACCCCUCCCUGCCUGCUGAAGGCGUUCAGUUAGUGGAGAGUAAAAUUGCUGGGCGUUAAUUAAUCCUGCAUGAGAACAUGAAGAUAUGAGAAAGAAAUAUCAGAAAAAAAUUUGUUGAAUAAAUUGUAACAAAAUAAGUGCCCAGUAAAAUGAAUUAGUUUGCUAAUAAUAAAAUUUAUUCUCAGUUAAAACAGUUAUGUUUAAUUUUAGAACUCUCUAACAUUGUAGGGCAGGGAGGGUUGUGUCAAAAAGAAACAGAGCAUGUAAGGUGUCCGACAUAAGGAGUGUACUAUUGUUCACUGACGCAGCAUAAUUAAGUCUAAUAGGGUCAUUCCUACCUUGCAUUCAAGCCCUCUCUGCAAGUUAUCUGCUUUCCUACAGAAUAGCCAGUAGAAAGAGAAAUACAAAAGUGUAAAAAUGUGAGAAUAAAUUUAUCUCCUGACUCAUGUUGUUCAGGCUGAAUGAAAAUGUCGGUCUGUUUCACUGUACCCAGAAGAUGUUUCAUUUGCCAUCGCCCGACCAACCUAUCUUUUUGGAAAUAGGAAAAAAUGAUGUGAAAAUACCGGUAACUCGUCAGGAGAAUAAGAGUACAUCCUUUCUUGCAAUGCUUUUUAAAGCAGUUACGGUUUAUGAAUUAUUUCUUUCUUAAAACGAGCUUUCCUAAAAGUUUAAACAGAUUCAUCCCGCGAAAAUUUAUGCGGACAUUUUAUAUCUUUCUUUCUUGUUUGCCCUACCGACGGACCCACUUUUUUGUUUGAGACGGAUGGAUGAAUAACAAAACAUUGUUUGGGCGUGGCCUAAAAUACCAAAAAAUCAAUGAAACCAUAAGAACUAUCGCUAUGUUCGACAAGUUACCUGAACUUUGGCAAAGGUUUUCCUUUAAGAGUAUUUACAGCAGACGCUAUAUCCGUGUCUUCAAACUGAUCAACGGCAGACUCUGGCAGCAUUUCUUUACAAGAUGUAUACACGGCCUCCCUAGAAAAAUCAAUCGUGCACACUUCCAUGCCAUCGUCAGUUUUAGAGGUUGUUUCUGAGUGUCUGUUGAGAACUUCUUCUAGGAGAAGAAUCUUCGUCUCGCGUGUUACUAUCUCAUCUUUCCAGUUCGUCGCAGCUCUGUCGAAAGCGAAGCAUACUUUCUUCUGCAUGUUUCGCACGGUGUUAAGAUGGCUCGCGAGGCCUAGCUUGUUAAAACAGUCCAUCUCCUCCUUCUUACAACCUCCAAGCACUAGAAUGGUGUAAAUUCUAAAUGUAAAAUAAGAGUUCGGAAUCCAUGGAUUCAGAAUGCUUGCAAAGAUCACUGCCUCCUUGUUUUUCGCGUUCUUUACUUUUUCGUUCCUUGGAAAUGACGAAGAAACAAGGCAGUGCAAGUUGGGUGCUUUUUGGUUGAUUUCUCUAAUCAAAUGGUCAUUUCGGAAAUCAGCAAGCUUCUCUAACUCCCCUCGGUACUUGUACGUGUUCGUCGGAUCUUUUGAGUAGUUCUUUAGUUCUCUCUUUAUUUCUUUUCCAAUCUCUUCUAACACUUUAUCGUGCAGUGGAGAAAAUUUAGUGACGCCAACUGCGGCGGCUUUGUAGUUUUUGAUUCCUAAGUUUUUUACAAGACGCUCUUCGUCACCUGUACACUCGUGUUCUAUCACCAGACCACUAGCCUGCGAGCAAGCUCUCCUAUUUGGGCGAGUGAAGCGACCCGACAACUGGAAUAUGCAACAAAUAUCUGAAAGAUGAAGAUAAAGACAAAAAUUGAUAAACAAAAAUAAGUAGAACACGUGCGGGCAAUUCUUAGUAAGAGCUUAUGUAUAUAUCGAUAUAGCCUGCGAGCAAGCUCUCCUAUUUGGGUAAGCGAAGUGGGUCUCGCGAGAACGCGCGAGCGAGGAGGCCGACCCCUCGCGGCUUCGCCGCUCGCUCGCCCGUUCUCGCGAGACUCGCCUUACUCGCUCAAAUAGGAGAGCUUGCUCGCAGGCUAAUAUCGAUAAACAGUUGUCAAUAUCAGUUCAAAUUUGUAAAGCUUCUUUUCGUUGAAUAUUUCUUUACCUGUAUCAGAAGCAAAAAAAUGAAAUUAUUGCCUCCAUUGAAAGAAACGCUAAUUUCAAGUACCUGCAGUUAUUAAGCUUAAUUAAGAAUUUAUCUAUCUGGAAAAAGAACCACUUACCUUCACGACUGGCCUGGACGCUGUUUCGUCCUUUGUUGUUGUUACCACUGAACACAUCAAAUUCGCUAAAGCGCCUCCAAGAUUUUCACCCUCAUUCCGAUCGGCUUCGAGCUGAAAUAAAAAUAUCCUUGACCGACCUUUAGGUUCUCUUGGCUCUUGUAUUUGUUGUGGAAUAUCCUUUAUUUUCUUGGAGUUCGGUGUCGAUCCGCUGGGGGAAUUUCCAUGGAGCCUCCACCUUUCGUAGACUCCGAAUUGCCCUCGUCGAUCCAGGCUUUUACAGCACUUUCAAGUUCAUGGAACAUCGUGCAGCAAUUGAAAAUUUUUCUUGCACAUUUUUUGCAAGCUGAUCUGGAUUCUUCGCUCUCUGCACUGCAAAUACCUAUCCCAACGUUUCUGAGUAAGUCCGACAACACGAUACUGCCGGCAGUGGACGAUUUUUUUUCCGUCAACACUCGAUUUCUUGUGGCCUUGCAUAACGGCACAGCCCCAGCUAGUAGAAUUUCAUCACAAAGAUAACAUUUUUUACUUUUUUAGCGAGCGCCAUCUGAACAUCGCCGUGUAAUUUUCUUUUCUCUUCCCGUGAGAGGCAUAGAGGGAUAAUAGGGAGAGGGCAUGAUCUCAGGCUACUUUUCCCUUGUGAGGGCAGACGUUUUUCGCGCCUCGUUGAAACGAGAUUCCCGCCAAUGUACGCAUACCGGCUGACUUCCGGUAAAUGCUGAUUGGCCCAUUAACUUGACAGGUAGAGCUGACGUUCAGGUUUAUUUAAAUUAGAAGGCGGCUGGCGGCAUGUUAAAUAAAUGUAUCAGGCGUUUUUUUUUUCCUCUUGCCUCGUCCGACCUUGAAAAAAAAAAAACGUAACAUGACGGCGUUUGGUUUUCCCUUUACAUAUUUCUAAUUACACACUAUCGUACGCGAUAUUUGUAUGGAUAAAAUGGUUUGCUUUUCCUCCCAUACAACAAAGUGAGACCACCCGGGUGCCAGGGUAAUUAAACAGAAACCCUUGGCGAGAGCAAGUAUAUACAAACUGACUGAUCUGAAUUUAUUAAAGAGGAACUUUAUAGUUUCUAGAGAAGCUGAGGUGUUGAAUCGAUGGGAAAGUAAAACACAAACGUUUGGUUUUAUCAACUAACUAGAUCGCCACCGUAUUAGGAAGUCAGUUGGCCUAGUCUAUCUCCGGCCGUGGCCAUUUUCCUUUACCAACUGGCUCAGUUAACAAGCAAUAUUUUUAUACAAACACCUGCUUUGCUGGGCAAUAAAUGGCGGGAUUAAAGUCUAGAGUUAAGAAAUAUAUUUAAAACUAAACGCAAAAUCUAUGCUUGAACGCUUUCUGAUACCGCUUGUAUUUUUAAGUAUUUAGUUAAGUUGAUGUACUGAGUAUGAUAUGAGGGCCACUCUCCCAGAGAUCUGGCGGAAUAAGGCAACACGAGUUGUUUACUUUCAUGGAAGAAGUGACAUCUUGAAAUAACUUUUAGGCAACAGGGGAAUUUGUUGAGUUUUUCAGGUAACCGGGGAACAUUGAAUCUCUACCUUUAAUUGAAAGAGGAUCCAACAGCAUACUUUUACUAAUCGGGCCCUUAACGAGGCGAAUUUCUCAGUUAGUUGCGACUUGUUUGUGAGUGUACCAAGGCCUCAUUUCAAUAUGUCUGGUGAAGAGUUUCUUUCGCGUGUUAAACUUUAAUUUAUAGUUCAAAUACCAUUGGCUUGACUCGAACACCAUUACGAUUUUACUGUUCCGGAAGCUUUGGAAACUUGGCAAAAUUGACUUUUGAGGACCAUGUGGAAUUACUUUAUGGCCGGAACAGGGGAGAAACUUCAAAUUACUGAAGGGACAGCAAGGGAUGACAUUGAAUUUUAAUGCCAUAAUUAAGACACAUUAAUAAUAACAAUACUUUUUAAUGUUUGUUUCAGUUGUCUUAAUUCAGGCAUCCGUUUUCACUAAAUAAGGAUGAAGUUGAAAUAGUGGAUACGUAGCUAAAACUCAGUUUCAAGAGAAAAGACAAAGUACGUCAUGAGCUUUUCGCGCGCUUUGCUUCUUAUAACAAACCCAAAAGUUAUAAAACCGACCUUGCUGCGAACAUAUUUACAUUUUUUCCAGACAUUGAGGCUGACCUCAAGCUUGGUCAAUUAUGCUUAUACAUGUAUAAACGGUGAUGGCUCAAGCUUGUAAACUUAACAGCAUGUGUUAUUGAAAUUUUCUGUCAAAUUGAAUUAGGGUAUAAUAUAAGCUCUCAUAGGUAAAGCUUACAAUGCACCGACAACACCUGAAAAAUCAUUGAAUCGUCCGUCGAGUUAGUUUUACCUGGCUCAUCAUCAUAUGUUGAAAAACUACAAAACUCAGUGCUAAACCCCUAUCCGCUUUCCUCUCUGUCUGCCGGCCCGACGAAGACGAGCCCAUAUUGUUUUCUUUGACGUCAGCUUUAACGAACAACUGACAAAACUCGCAGAUGGGCUUUAAGUUAUUAGUGAAAGACUUGAAAGACCCACGAGUCAUAUCAGUUUCCACCCAAAUUAACUGAAAGCGAAAUAUAAACAAAGCAAUCACUUGGAUCUCUAAAUGCAUUGCUGACAAAAAUGGUACCAGGGACAAACGUCACUGAAGAUGAAAACCAGAAAACGUACGAAGAACUGGUCUGCUCGGCGGAAUUUAUCAGAAGUGUAGACGGCGAGCUUAUUUUUCUUUCAGCUCUUAAUAUUUUUCUUUCCAUUACUGCAUUUCUGGGGAACACUCUGAUCCUAGUUGCUCUGCACAAGGAAACUUCACUUCAUCCGCCGUCCAAACUCCUGUAUCGUAACCUAGCGAUAACUGAUCUAUGUGUUGCUAUCAUUACAGAGCCUUUGGCUGUGACUUAUUUUACUUCUGUUGUGAAAGAAAGAUGGGAUAUAUGCUAUUACGCAAAUUUGGCAGCACUUUUCUCAGGUUAUACUUUGUGUGGAGUGUCUUUAACAACUUCGACUGCAAUAAGUGUGGACAGACUUCUCGCCUUGUUGCUGGGGCUCAGAUACAGACAAGUUGUAACUUUGAGAAGAACAUGUAUAAUUGUUUUUGGUUUUUGGAUUUUUUCCAUCGUUGGUUCAUCUUCUAUAUUUUGGAAUCCUCAUAUACUUCUUUGGUAUCAAUACAUAGGUGCUUUGUGUCUAGUCACCACAAUCUUCGCUUACACAAAAAUUUCCUAUACUCUGCGUCAUAAUCAAAUACAUGUUCAGAACCAUGUUGCUCAAGGACAACCGAGCCAAGCAAUUCCCGCACUGAACAUAGCUCGAUACAGAAAGGCAGUGUACAGUGCACUGUGGGUGCAGGGAACAUUGGUUAUUUGUUAUCUUCCAUAUAAUAUAGCAGUGCGUUUGACACCUCAGAGAGGGAUGUCUUUAUUCGUUUACCUUGCACGGCAAUUUACGGCUACCUUAGGGUAUUUAAACUCAUCAUUAAACCCGUUGUUGUACUGCUGGAAGAUCAGAGACGUGAGGCAAGCUGUAAAAGAAACAUUAAGGCAAAUGUUCCGUUGUUCGAGUUAG
Messenger RNA from Porites lobata, 11984 nucleotides. NCBI's taxonomy places the organism in Eukaryota, Metazoa, Cnidaria, Anthozoa, Scleractinia, Poritidae. The record is from the annotation of a GenBank genome assembly.